GCUCUGUCUCGUUCCGGGAAAAGGGAAGAGUGUACUCGAUAUAAUGUGAGUUAUGAAUCUUGAGAAGAAGAAAACGUAAUCUGGCUGAGGUCCGACAGAUGCUCAGUUGGUACAAGACUGACGGCAGUCUCUCAUAAGAAUAAGACAAUGCACUGAUGACCGGAUCCCGCCCCAAACCCUGUCGAAUAAUGAUCAAAGACAUUGUCAUAGUGCGCCAUCCCGUCUGCGUGUGCGUGCCCGUGAACCAUAAGGUGACCCUGAGCGUCCGUGCUGAGGGCACAGGUAUCCUCAGCUACCAGUGGUUCACCGAGGAUGAAAAGGAGGUGUCCGGCGGCACUGACGCAGACCUGACCAUCAGAGCUAAGAAAACCCAGCUCUAUGUGUGCCGAGUGAAUGACCCCUUUUAUAACUGCGUGUUCAGCGACUGGGUGAAAGUGAAGGUGUUGGACAUUGAUAAGUCAGGUUUGCCAGUACACUGGCAGGGGGAGCCACACAUCGCUGUCAACCCUAAACCCCAGACAGUCCGACAAGGUACAAAAGUCUCUCUCCGCUGCGCUGCCUUUGGAAUCCCCACUCCACACUAUCAGUGGUACAGAAAUGGACAGCCGCUGGUGGACAAGACUGGUGACACGCUGCAGAUCGACCAUGCUACAGCCGAACAUGGAGGAUCGUACCUCUGCUCCAUAUCUAACGUGCUAGAAGAGAGGUGGACUGAACCAGUCGAUGUUGACAUUGUGCAAACUGAUGAGCUCCCCCCUGGAGCGCUCACAGCUACUGAUAAAGUUGCCCUCCUGAUUGGCAACAUGAACUACUCCAACCACCCUGACCUGAUGGCCCCUAUUAUGGAUGUACAUGAGCUGUCCAACCUCCUGCAGCAGCUCGGCUUCAGAGUGGUUUCCCUGCUGGAUCUCACCAGGGAGGAGAUCCUGGCCGCGGUUGACAAGUUCACGCAGCUCCUUGACAGAGGAGUUUAUGGCCUUUUCUACUAUGCGGGUCAUGGGUACGAGCACGCUGGGAGGAAUUACUUGGUAGCUGUUGAUGCUCCACAACCGUAUCGACCUGAGAACUGUGUCUGUGUGCAGAGGAUCAUGGUCAGCAUGCAACAAAGACGCACUGCACUGAGUGUAAUCCUACUGGAUACCUGUAGAAAAUGGUACCACCAGGACUGCAUACCUUCAGGCAUCAUGCCAUUGAGACCCAGUGGGAACACAGUUUAUGGUUAUGCCACAUGUGAAGAUGCUGAGGCUUUUGAGGUCCAGGAUGGCGGGAAAAGUACUGGAAUCUUCACUAAGUACUUGAAUGCGCACAUCCUACAGUCCGAGAAAGUCACACACGUCUUGGAGAAGGUGUCUGAGGAUCUAGGCAGAGACCCUCUAGUCACAGGCAAGCAGGUGGUGGAGAUCAAACACACCCUGAAAGAACCUCGAUCCCUUGCAGACCCAGUUCGGACCACCGGCCACACAAGGGAACUACGCCUGCGAGAUGCCUGCUGGAGACAAGCAAAUGAGCUACCGCGGAAGAAGAGGCUGAUGUUUCUAUGCGGAGUAGAAGUGGAAAUCAGCUUCUCAGCUUUGUUCUCUAAUGUCUUGGUGGCUUUUGCCACUGUAAAGAAGACAGGCCCCCGAACCCAGGACUGCACAGUCACUCUGAGUAGCAUACCUGCAAUGGAAGACACAUUUUCUGGCCCUGGCAGGUCAGAGGAGAUGGACACUCUAUUUAAGUCAUUUGAUAACCCAGACUGCACUCUGCGACUUUGUGCUCUUCAAGGGCUUACGGAAUCUCUGGUCAUCAAGAUGGACCUACACUAUACUCACAUGGACAGUAAGCUGCGCUGCACAGAAAGCCAACAGGUGGACAUAGGAAAGCCUCUGAUGGCAUCCUGUAAACUGUACAGGCGGAAUCAUGCUACCGCAGCCAAGAAACAAGAAGGUGCUUCCGCUAAAAGUAUGGGCAACAUUUCAAGGAGCAAACCACUGUUGCAUCAGACUGUCGCAGGCCCAUGUCGCCCCUUCACCAGAAAGGCAGAGUGCGCUGCUAAAGUUGCAGUUACAAGGAGCAACGAACCCGAAGAGAACGAUGAGAACGAACUGCAAGACUUCAUACUUCCCCAUUAGGGCUUCUGCGGUCCUGUGAUUGUAAAUACGAGUCUAUAGUGACGUGAUUAGGAAUUACUCAGUUGCUGAUCGUGCAUCUUUCUUGUUUGUGGUUGGUGAUGAUGAAUGAGUGAGCGAAUGACUGAGGUAUUGUGUUUGGUCUGUCACCAGCCUUCAACUCUUAGCUCAACACUGAAAAAACAUUAACACUUACUUUUGCUAACCACUGACUUCAUCAGAAGUUGUAUAUUACUUUAAACAUAUUUCUUUUUCAUCAGUGGCAAGCUGGCUAGCCUAAUUUAUCUAAUAAAGUUUAUAAGUUAUCUAAUAAAGACUACUAAUUCAUUGCUA
Messenger RNA from Chelmon rostratus (copperband butterflyfish), 2444 nucleotides. It is a transcript of the gene malt3, whose product is annotated as MALT paracaspase 3. The record is from RefSeq and is a predicted model, not a curated record. Gene Ontology annotation, molecular function: cysteine-type endopeptidase activity. Gene Ontology annotation, biological process: proteolysis. NCBI's taxonomy places the organism in Eukaryota, Metazoa, Chordata, Actinopteri, Chaetodontiformes, Chaetodontidae. The transcript is spliced from 15 exons. The coding region runs from base 156 to 2114 and encodes 652 amino acids.